Cololabis saira (Pacific saury) is the source of this 3800-nucleotide messenger RNA. Its product is annotated as NCK-interacting protein with SH3 domain-like. Gene Ontology annotation, biological process: endocytosis. Gene Ontology annotation, molecular function: protein binding; Arp2/3 complex binding. The transcript is spliced from 13 exons. NCBI's taxonomy places the organism in Eukaryota, Metazoa, Chordata, Actinopteri, Beloniformes, Belonidae. Bases 179 to 2383 code for a protein of 734 amino acids. The record is from RefSeq and is a predicted model, not a curated record.
CAGAUGAUCGGGCGACAUUGUAAAUAGACGUAUGUGAUACAGCGAAGCCAUGCCUUUCUCUGCUCUUUGAAUCACACCCAGCAGAGCAUAUAUUUCCGAUACAACUCUCUUUCUCUUAAGUGUACAUUUCUCAGAUAGUAUUUAGUCAUUUUUCACCUCAUCGAAGUGUCAUUAAAGUAUGUACCGAUCCCUGUACGCCUUCCGAUCCUCGGAGCCCAACUCGCUGCACUUCUCGGCCGGAGAAAGCUUCCUAAUCCUGGAGAGGAGCAACAAACACUGGUGGCUGGGCUCCCUGAGUAGCACGGGGGAAACCGGCUACAUUCCUGCGUCAUACAUCGAAAAAAUACAGGCUCCAGAGCAGGAUGAGGUGCUGUUGUCUAUUGACAGAGCAAUCGAGGGAAUCCACAAUGUGGCCUUAAAGAACGGAGGGAAAUACAAUCUUGAGCAGCGAGAUGUUCUACAAAAGCUGAUCCAUCACAGAAAGGAAACCCUCGCUCGACGAAGUUCUUCCUCCACCGGACAAAAACAAGGCCUUCCAUCAUCCAGCAGUGAAAUAUCCCUUAGUCAAACCCCCACUACGCCCAAUGGCCUUAACCGGGACUAUGGACGGCAGGGUAGCAUGCCGUUAUCAGGAAGCAUGGACAACAUGCAGGGAGACCAGGGUUUCUACCAGGUGCCGUCUCAGCCCCGACGUGCUGCUCCAAUCACUCCCCCUCCUCCUGAAAAACAGAGAAACUAUCGACGUCCAGAGCCGGACGUCCCCUCCAGACUGUCCUCUCUUCCUCCGUCCCCCGCUCCUUCUCUCACGAUCAGCACCACUUCUACGGAGUCUGGCUCCUCCCACUCUGUGGUCUCCUCUGUCAGUCUGCCAAGUGUUUCCAGCACCCCCCCUCCUCCUGUGCCAUCCCGUGUGAAGCCCCCCGCGCUGCCUCCAGACGUGCAGCCGUCUGACUCUCCUCCUCUGCCAGUUCCUGCAAAGAAGAGCCCGGCGCCUCAGCCCCCCCAGCCCGCUGCUCCUGUCCAGCUCGCUGUGGAGAAACCCCCAGAAACUGAAUGGCCUGUUGCGCCCCAGUCUGUUGCCGAGAGCCCCCCUGGCAGCCCCACCACCUCUGAGCCGGUUUCCAUGACAAUUGGAGCUGAACUGAUCGAGCUGGUGCGGAAGAACACAGGCCUGAGUUACGAACUGUCCCGGGUUGCCGUUGGCGUGGUGGUGGGCCAUCUGCAGACCGCUUUACCUCAAGUCUCCUCUGCUCUGGAGCAGGUUCUGCUUUCGCUCGUGGAGAGCAAGGACUUGGGUUCAGCGCUGCCCCAGGGUCAGGUGUGUCAUGAUGAGCAGCGUCUGGAGGUGAUCUUCAGUGACCUCGCCCGUCACCGUGACGACUCUCAGCAGCGCAGCUGGGCGCUUCAUGAAGACCAUGCCCUCAUCGCCUGCUAUCUCGAGGAGCUGCUGAAGAUACUGACUGAUGCAGAUCCAGAAGUGUCUAAGAGGAUGUGCAAGGCUGGCGACUGUGAAAAUGUGCUCUCCCUGGUUUCAUACUAUCAGAUGGAGCUUCGUGUGUCUUUGCGGCUGCUUCUGCUCAAAGUGUUUGGAGCGAUGUGCAGCCUGGAUGCUGCUCUCAUCUCCACCCUCCUUAACUCCAUCCUGCCGAUGGAGCUGGCCCGGGACCUGCAGACGGACAGACAGGAACACCAGAAGAUGUGUUACACAGCUUUGGUGCUAACUAUGAUAUUCGCAAUGGGCGAGCAGGUGCCGUAUCAUCACUACGAGCACCUGAACGCCGACUUUGUUGGGUUUCUGUUGGGUGUGGUGGAGGAUGGACUUCCCUCUGAUCCCACAGAGCAGCUGCCUGACAUCUUCCUCAACCUCCUGCUGGCCUUUAACCUGCACCACACAGCACCCAGCAACAACGUGAUAAUGCGGGAACUGAAGCAGAAAAACGUUAAGAUCCUGACAGAGAAAGUGCUGCUGCUCCUGAACAGAGGCGACGACCCUGUGUGCAUGUUCAAACACACCCCUCCUGCACCGCACGCGGUGCUCAAGUUUCUGCAGGAUGUCUUUGCCAGCCAGGAGACUGCUGACAUCUUCUACCGCACUGACAUGAUGGUGAUGAUUGACAUCGCUGUUCGACAAAUAUCUGAUCUUUCACCUGGAGAGAAGAUUCGGAUGGAGUAUCUCUCCCUCAUGCACUCCAUAAUGCGCUCGACGGACUAUCUGGAGCAUCAGCACCGCCUGUCUGACCUGCAGGGGUCCCUGCAGAGGAUUCUCAGGGAGGAGGAAGAUCCAGGAGAAGACGAAGGGAGCGCCACUGCAAAACAGAUGGAUAAGCUGAUCAUACAGCAGAUCUACAAGGAGUUCCCACAGAUCUGCAAGAACCAGGACUAACCAUAUCAGUAUCAUGCACACACAAACACACACACUGUAGUCUGGUCUGCUACAGGGAGGUACGUAAGAGCUGAACUCAUGCUUGAGGAUUACCUGCGUUCUGUGCCAGCUGAGAGAAGCAGCUCCGUCUCGACAGUAUUGUUUUUGGACUCGGCAGGGCUGCUGCAUGCAUUUGACCAUGUUAAAAUACAUUUUUAGAUUUGCACAAAUAAACUGAAAGGUUAUGUCUUACGUGGAUAUUAUAAAUAGCCAAAAAAAAUAGGCCAAAUCUUAACGCUGCUCUCAAUUCUAAGCAAUAAUAACCAUGUGAAGGUUACACUGACAAACUGCAUGUCCUUGAAGGGUUUUUGAUCCGAAAGCAAUCACAAUGAUGGCUAAACUUUAUUUUAUUAAGCAAACUGACUCCUAACCCAAAACAAAUGUAUUUUAGAGGAAGAUUUGUACCAGAGAUAUCUGUAAAUAAAAGAUAGUAAUGCCAUCGUUUCAAUGCUGGAGAAUUACUUCCUUUUUUUUGUGCUUCCCUUGUAGUGGGUCCAAACUACGGUGUGUUACUGGGAGUUUAUUUUCUUCACUGGAUACUGCACUUAUAAAACUUGCUUUCUGUUUCAUUCUACACCUUCUUAAUAAUACCUUAAAUCAAGUAAAGUAGAGGGAACUGAACAAGUCUACUCAUCUCGCAAGAAAAUAGGCAAAGCACACGUUGGCUGAUUUCAUCAAUGCUAAACUGGUAGCUGCGUAUGUUUCUGCUGCAUAUCGAGUCUCUGCUGUCCGUGGCGUCUGCAAUUAUAACAGUCUGUUACUUUUGUCUUUGCGAACGCUUUAACAGUAAUAGCUCUGUUCUUGCAAAUGCAAAAUGUACUAAGAAUUAGAAGUCACUGUUUACAAGUUCAAACAGCAUCAAAGGCUACAUUUAUAGCAACAAAGUCUUGGCUGUGAGAUGUGAAAUGUGUGUUCUGGACUUAUCAUGCAUCAGUAAAUCUAGCUCCGUUAUAAUCUUGUGUUCCGGCUGAAAAUCAAGACAAAGGAGAGGACUUACAGGGCAUUUAUUUGAUCUCCUGUUGGUUUUGAUAAUUUUACAGUAAAAUGUACUUUUCCUUAUUUUAACCUCUGACUGACAUUGUUCCCCCAUAAUGUUUUCAGAUUUUUAUUUCUAUUUGUUUUUUUUCCUGGCAUGGCUUCUCCACCUGGAAGGCUGUCACAGUUGCGUGUCUGUGUGUGAGCGGUGAACAUCUCUAUGAUUAACGUUGUCUGCAAAAGUGCUGCGACUGUGUAAUAACGAAACUAAUAAAGCUAUAUUUUAACAGUGAAAGCUGUCACAUCUGUUUUUGUUGUUUAGGACUACGUAACAUGAUUUAGACUUGAUUAAAGUUUAUCUGAAAAUGUGGACUGUCAUGCUGAAGACACAACAAACUACUGA